Equus caballus (horse) is the source of this 1325-nucleotide messenger RNA. Its product is annotated as keratin-associated protein 9-7. The record is from RefSeq and is a predicted model, not a curated record. Gene Ontology annotation, cellular component: keratin filament. Lineage: Eukaryota; Metazoa; Chordata; Mammalia; Perissodactyla; Equidae.
GAACAGAAGGAGUCAUCAGAAUCUGAGAAAUUCACCUCUGAACAGAAGUUCACCUUCUACCCUUGACCAUGACCCACUCUUGCUGCUCCCCUUGCUGCCAGCCCACCUGCUCUGAGUCCAGCUGCUGUGGACAAACCUGCAGUCAGUCCAGCUGCUGCCAACCUUGCUGUCCCCAGACACGCUGUCAAACCACCUGCUGUAGGACCACCUGCUACCAGCCAACUUGUGUGACCAGCUGUCGCCCUUCGUGCUGCAGCGCUCCCUGCUGCCAGCCCACCUGCUCCGAGUCCAGCUGCUGUGGACAAACCUGCAGUCAGUCCAGCUGCUACCAACCUUGCUGUCCCCAGACACGCUGUCAAACCACCUGCUGCAGGACCACCUGCUACCAACCAACCUGUGUGACCAGCUGCUGCCCCGCUCCCUGCUGCCAGCCCACCUGCUCUGAGUCCAGCUGCUGUGGACAAACCUGCAGUCGGUCCAGCUGCUGCCAACCUUGCUGCCCCCCAGCUUGCUGUCAAACCAUCUGCUGCCAGCCAGCUUGCUCUGGACCUGUGUACUGCCGGAGAACCUGCUACCACCCCACCUGCGUCUGCCUGCCUUGUUGCCAAGCCCAGAGCUGCGGAUCCAGCUGCUGCCAGCCUUGCUGCCACCCAGCCUGCUGUGAGUCCAGCUGCUGCCAGCCUUCCUGCUGCUGUGACAUGGAUGUGUUUGCUUUGAGAAUAAGUAAAGUCCUGCUCUUUGGUGCCAACUUUGGGGGUUGCACGUAUAAAAACUCCAGAACAGAAGUCAUUCUCAAAAACUCACCUCUGAACAGGAGCCCACCCUCCACCUCUGACACCAUGACCCACUCCUGCUGCUCCCCUUGCUGCCAGCCUACCUGCUGCAGGACCACCUGCUGCCAGCCCACCUGCAGUGGGUCCAGCUGUUGUGAGUCCAGCUGCUGCCAGCCCUGCUGCCCCCAAACUCGCUGUCAAGACACCUGCUGCAGGACCACCUGCUACCCAGCUUGUGUGACUAGCUGCCGCCCUUCCUGCUGCAGCGCUCCCUGCUGCCAGCCCACCUGCUCUGAGUCCAGCUGCUGUGGACAAACCUGCAGUCGGUCCAGCUGCUGCCAGCCUUGCUGCCCCUCAACUUGCUGUCAGACCACCUGCUGCCAGCCAGCUUGCUCUGGACCCGUGUACUGCUGGAGAACCUGCUACCACCCCAUGUGUCUGCCUUGGUGCCAAGCCCAGAGCUGCGGAUCCAGCUGCUGCCAGCCUUGCUACCGCCCAGCCUGCUGUGAGUCCAGCUGCUGCCAGCCUUGUUGCUGUUGAUCACCUUGCCAA